GUCUUCGGUGUUUGAUUAUAUAUACGCAUAAUUGGUGAUUCGUGAGAGCCAAGAAACUGAAGAAAGUCAGAGUGAAGAAACCCAGAAAUUUUAUAAUCACUGUCAAGAUUUCAGAUCAUCAAUAGUCUAACAAUAUGGCCAUUAACAGAGACUUGAAUGCUUCACAAGUCUCUCACCCGCAAUAUUUGCCAGAUCCAAGGCAGGCCACCUCCACUUCACGAAACAACAAGCAGGCUCAAGAGGUCAGCAACACAGAUAUGACGAGUGGGGAUGAAGGCAGCAGCAUCAUCUUCUUGAGGAAGAUUUUCGUGUUCUUGUUCUACUUGCACCUUUUCUUGGUUACUGUGUUGACCAUCUUUCUGACAGUGAGGGGAAUGAUUUCUGCUGCCAAUAAUAAGCACCGUAGUUUCCGCCCCCGGGAAUGGUACUCGCCGAUCCUUGCUUCAACAGCUUGCGGUGGAAUUGUUGCUCUCGCAUGGCCGGCCAUCGUUUUCCGCAGCCCUUCGCGAGGAAUCAUGGCUGUGCUGUGGCUGAGUCCUCUCCUCAGUCUUGGAGUCGCCAUUUUACUCAUCUAUAUAGGCACUACAGGAAGCUCGGUAGCAGGGGCAUUGGCUCUCAUCUCUGCAUUCGUUCAAUCCCUGUAUUCAUGCUGGGUUAAUCCCAGGAUUGAGUAUGCCGCUCGGGUUAUAUCCAUUUCCACAUCAUCUUCACGAGCUAGUUUUAAUUAUUCUUGUAUGGUUUUGUUGUCAAUCGCAAUUAGUACCCUUUACUCCAGCGUUGCCAUAGCUGGGAUUGGAGGAGCCAGGGCAACAGCAACUCGCCUUGAUUUCGUCUUCAUCGUCGCCAUCAUUCUCAGCUUCAUAUGGACCCUGCAAGUAAUCAAGAACACACUGCAAGUCACAGUAUCUCACAUCAAAUAUUACGAAUUUGCAGCGGCAAUACAGCUUGAUGCCAAGGAAGUGUUCUUGAACUACACUGCCAAGAAUUCAAUGGGGACCAUCUGUUUCGCCUCAAUCCUUGUCCCUAUCCUCACUGUAAUCCGGGGCACGGCCCGAGCAGUGAGCCAGGUUUCAGGAGAUGUGGAUGAGUUCUUGUUCUCCUGCUCCAGCUGCUCUUCAGGCAUCGCCUCGUGCCUGGUGGCAUAUGGGAACCGGUGGGGCUUUCUGCGCGUGGGGGUUCACAACAAGGGGAUUGUGCAGGCAUCAUCUGAAACAUGGGAGAUGUUCAGAAGAGCAGGAAUGGAACAGCUCAUCAACUCCGAUCUCACCGCCUCAAUCUGCUUCUUCUGUGGAAUUGCAGGGGGAGCAGCUUGCUCACUUCUGGGGGGAUCCUGGGCAUUUGCAAUGCAUAAGACUUAUGCAACAGAAAUUUCACUAUACGCUUUCCUCAUCGGAUAUCUAAUGAGUAGAGUGACAAUGGCGUUGCUGCAGGCUUGCAUUUCAGCAUAUUACAUUGCUUAUGCAGAGAAUCCUCAGAGCCAAAGAUUUGAUAACACUAUUAUCCCAGCUUACAUUCAAAGGCUGCAAAGAUAUGGGGCAUAGGACUGGAACACACACACUCCAUCACCAAAUAUAUAUUCGAUCAUACCAUUCAUUCAUCUCUAUUCCAUGCCAUAUGAUUCUUUCCCUGUAAUUACUGAUUCUACUGCAGGCCAGGAUAACAUUUUUCUUGGAUAGUCUGAUAUAUAGGAGCAAAAUUUUCCACAUCUUAAGUACCAUAUAUACUGAUUUUGCUUUUUAAUUUCUUAACUAUCUUCUUUUUGCUACUUUAGUUCAAGAUUCCCAAAA
Molecule: messenger RNA, 1787 nt
Organism: Ipomoea nil (Japanese morning glory)
Lineage: Eukaryota; Viridiplantae; Streptophyta; Magnoliopsida; Solanales; Convolvulaceae
Product: protein PNS1-like
Exons: 2
Coding region: 135-1541 (468 amino acids)
Biological process (GO): transmembrane transport
Cellular component (GO): membrane
Molecular function (GO): transmembrane transporter activity
Source: RefSeq, a predicted model, not a curated record